Messenger RNA from Heterobilharzia americana, 192 nucleotides. Lineage: Eukaryota; Metazoa; Platyhelminthes; Trematoda; Strigeidida; Schistosomatidae. The record is from the annotation of a GenBank genome assembly.
AUGGAUAAAGAAAGCCACCUUUCAUUGACAUCAAGUAAGAUUGACAGCGGAAAAGAUGAAAUAAAGAUUGAUGAUACUGAAAUUUUACUAUCAAAUAAACCAACUUUUGUCAGUACUAGUUUGCGAUAUAACUUUCGAUCUGCGAAACCGAUUGCCUACUUAUCUCAGGAAAUUUAUGAUAUGGAUAGUUAA